Molecule: messenger RNA, 954 nt
Organism: Knipowitschia caucasica
Lineage: Eukaryota; Metazoa; Chordata; Actinopteri; Gobiiformes; Gobiidae
Source: the annotation of a GenBank genome assembly
AUGAGAGGCUCCGGGGCCACGCUGCUGCUGCUGCUGACUCAAUCUUUUAAUGUUUGCCUCUGCACACCCUCCUGGACCGUGGACCUGCCCCCCUCAGUAAAGGCUCUGGUGGGCUCGUGCGUGGUCAUCCCCUGCUCUUUUGACUUCCCUCCUCCAGAUAAAGAAGUCUCACAGUUCACAGGGAUCUGGACGGACAGCACCAGCCACGUCAUAUACCAUCCUGAAACCAGGAAGUCCCUGGUUCAGUACCAGAACAGAACUGACCUGCUGGGAGACCUCCGCCAUAAAGACUGCUCGCUGAAGAUUGACCCAGUGCAGACGCGUGACAAAGGGCCGUACCGCUUCAGGAUAGAGAUUGCACAAUAUACUAGUUAUUCAUUCAGAGAAAAGACUGUCUCCAUUUCAACCUCCAUUGAGCCUGAGCCUGUGAAGUUCUCUGUGAAAGGGGAAGUGCUGGAGGCUGAGUCAGUGUCAGCCCAGUGCUCUGUCUCCCACUCCUGCCCUCUGUAUCCUCCACUUGUCACAUGGACUCACUCUGGACAUGUGCAGCUCCAGCAUCAGCAAACAGGGGGCGCCACAUGGACCACCACAUCCACAGUCAGGUUCCAGCUGCGGCGCACUGACCACCACAAGCCUCUGCGCUGCACGGUCACUCACAGAGGGGGCCAGCAACAUAGCGCAGGCACCGUGCUGGAAGUCAAGUGCAGGAAUGUGCGGUGCAUCUGUAUCGCUGAGUCCAACCCUCCAUGUGAAGUCCACCUGCUACAGUCUGACCGGGUCCUGUCCCAGACCAGGACUGAGACCUCCGGCCUGAUCACUGUCCUGACUCUGGAGACUGAGAUGGGACUCUUCACUUCUGUCAGCUGCUUUGCCAAUAACUCAGUGGGCCACAUGGAUCUGCUUUUGUCUUUACCGCUACGUUGGGUGGACCACAAUCAGGCAGAAGAAGCAUAA